This is a messenger RNA of Phodopus roborovskii (desert hamster), 942 nucleotides long. RefSeq names its product regulator of G protein signaling 10 (gene Rgs10). The record is from RefSeq and is a predicted model, not a curated record. Lineage: Eukaryota; Metazoa; Chordata; Mammalia; Rodentia; Cricetidae. Gene Ontology annotation, molecular function: G-protein alpha-subunit binding; GTPase activator activity. The transcript has 5 exons. The coding region runs from base 107 to 658 and encodes 183 amino acids. Gene Ontology annotation, biological process: regulation of G protein-coupled receptor signaling pathway.
GGGCCUGGAGGGGCGGCGUCGCGCGGGCUCCUCCUCCUCCUCUUUACCCUCUUCGGGUUCAGCAGCGGUGCCGCCCGGCUGCUCCGUCCUCCGGGCGCCCGCGGCGAUGUUCACCCGCGCCGUGAGCCGACUGAGCAGGAAGCGUCCGCCGUCUGAUAUCCAUGACAGCGAGGGGAGCUCAAGCAGCAGCCAGCAAGGCCUCAACAGCACAGCCAAGUGGGCGGCCUCCUUGGAGAAUCUUUUGGAAGACCCAGAAGGCGUGAUGAGAUUCAGGGAAUUUUUGAAGAAGGAAUUCAGUGAAGAAAAUGUCUUGUUUUGGCUAGCGUGUGAAGAUUUCAAGAAACUGGAGGACAAGAAGCAGAUGCAGGAAAAGGCCAAGGAGAUCUACAGGACCUUCCUGUCCAAUAAGGCCUCGUCUCAAGUCAACGUGGAGGGGCAGUCUCGGCUCAGUGAAAAGAUCCUGGAAGAGCCACACCCCCUGAUGUUCCAGAAGCUCCAGGACCAGAUCUUCAAUCUCAUGAAGUAUGACAGCUACAGCCGCUUCUUGAAGUCUGAUGUGUUUUUGAACCACACACGGACUGACGAAGAGGAAGAAGAACCUCCGGAUGCUCAAACCACAGCUAAACGAGCUUCCAGAAUUUACAACACCUGCACCUGAGAGCUAAGAUCUUCCUUCUUCACCCCAUGGAGCAGCGGAUGGACUCUUGGAACUAUUCAGGGUUGUCAUUGCUUUGUUAUGGUUGAGGACUGAAGUAUGAAAGACCUCCCCGAAAGAUGUGUAUUUUAUUAACAGUUUGACCGGUGACUCCUGCAUGCUAGCUAAUCCUCCAUUAAAAACAAAAGUAGCUUUAAAGUUUCAGUUCACAAAACAAAUGAGAUUUCUCCAACACUGGAUGCUCAGAGCAUUUCAAUCUUAAUUAAAUUUCCCGUGAGUUGCUUCUA